AUGAACGCCUCCUCUGAGGAUAUUGCAGAGGAAAUUCGGACUGCGCUUCCUGGAACAGAAGAAAUAGUUGUCCAAUAUGUCUCUGGCUACUUGCUGGACCUGGACGAUGCUGCGGAAGAUGAGGAUGUAUUGCAAGUAACCCGAAAUAUUCUCGAAUCUGCUAUACCUUCGUCCUCUCGCAGCGGGCAGAAUGGACAGCUAGAGAAGAUCAUGGCGUCGCUUGGGCGCAUUCUCGCGGACCCGCUUAGCAAACGAGAGGAAAGGAAUCGCGCAGGAAACCACAAUGGCUUGGUCAGGCUAGAUAAGGUGAUGGAUAUGAGCAAGACGGGAGUUAUGAGCAAUACCAUUGCGUUCACUGAAGGUGUUGACUUAGAGAGUAUAAACAAGGGAAAAGCGUCUCGGGUUGACGUGAAGAAGCUGGAGAAACAAGAAGCUAAGCUAAAAGUACGCCCUAUACUGUAG
Molecule: messenger RNA, 462 nt
Organism: Fibroporia radiculosa
Lineage: Eukaryota; Fungi; Basidiomycota; Agaricomycetes; Polyporales; Fibroporiaceae
Exons: 2
Coding region: 1-462 (153 amino acids)
Source: RefSeq, a predicted model, not a curated record